CACCUGACAAACAAGGAAAUUCCUGUUCAGCUGCUGAAACCAAAUAAACCCCGAAUACUGAACUUUUUAGAGAGGAUUCACUGAACUAAACUUUGACUAAAUCAAACCUAAAAACAUGACCUGGCGUUGGAGCGUCUGCGUGUUUGCUCUCGAUGUUUUGUUUUGUUUAUUUUACGGAGUUUUAACCUUUAAAGACCAAAGUGUGAGUCUGAACGGUAAAUGGAGUCUGUCUAACUCCAAUGGUUCACUGAUAUUACCUGCAGAUGUUCCUGGAUGUGUUCAUACAGCUCUACAGAAACGGGGAUACAUCCAGGUAGGUACAUUUAUACAUUAACAAUUUACAAUUUAAUGUCUUAGUCCAGUUAUUUUUUAGGUUAUUUUCUUAGUACAGCAACAGUUUACUCACAUUAGAAGAACUUAAAGCCAGAAAAGUAAAACUUUUUUUUAAAGUAAAUGCAUAUUUUUGGUAUUUUUCUGGGAUAAUAAGGUGUUUUUGUGCACUAAGGUACAAACUGUACUUGAGUUUUUGUGUUUUAUGGCACUUUAACAACAAAAAUCAGCAUAUAAGAGUACACAAAGUACACAAGUAUUUUGUCUGACACUUUACUUACAGCCACAAAAUACUCCUAACUAGUCCUUACAGAUGUGUUAUAGGAUCAUAUAGCUGUUAAUACCCUCAUACAGUGCAGUCACAUGCAGCACAGUAAGUCAUGUUUUAGCCAUAGACUGUAUAUAGAAUAUAAUGUAUAAUAUUUUAUUUUUAAAUAAUAAUAUAAUAUAGUAUAUACAGUCUCUGGUUUUAGCAUGUUGUGAGUAUUAAUCUGACAUUUUAAUAAGACUGGGUGAAGUUGUGAGAGUUAUAAUGUGUCAUUAAACACAGAAUUCAAAAGUUGCAGAUUUUUCCUUAUAUGUUAUAAAUCACUCCUUUAUAGGACAUUAUUCCUACUGCUUAUUAUCGGUUAUAAUGAUGGUAAAAAAAGCCUAUAGGUUCACAGAUAAGGGUUUAUAAAUGUGCUUAUGAUGAAUUAUAGGAGGUGGGUUUAUAUGGAGUUACUAAGUUUAUGAACCGUUGUUUAAAUGACAUGCAAUAGUAUCGAUCAGUGAUAAUAUUAUGUUGUAUAACUGUGUAAUAAAAUAAACUUAAUCGCGCUAAAGAGACAAAGUGACUCAAAAAAUGAAUUUACAACACUUUUACUGAACUGAGUAUGGACAUCAAAAUCAUAUUUUUAUGUAUUCAUAAUCCAGUUACUGUCCUUUUGUCAAAAGAUUUAAUUACUUGCAUGAAUCAGUUAUAUCUUGCGGUAUGAUUCCCUGUCCUUCCACAUACGUACAUGGAACACCUACAUCAGGGAGAGCAGCAGUAGAUCUAUAGAGUCCAAGGUACAUCUCCUUAAUGUCCACAGACUCUGCAGAAUCAGCAGCAGCUAUACCUGUGUAAACUCUCCUAAAUCCAUAAACUGAGAGAGGAAUCAAAUCCAGUUUCUAAUCAAAGUGAAUCUUUCCAGCUGAACCCUUGUUUCCUCGUCUUUUAGGACCCGUACUUCAGGUUCAAUGAUCUGUCCUAUCGAUGGAUUGCCUUCGAUAACUGGACAUACACGACAACAUUUAACGUCCCUGGAGAGCUGAAGUCAGAACAAGACUUUAUGUCACUUUUUAUGGUUCAUGUCUUCAUUUUGAAGUUCUCUAAAACCAUCUGUCUGUGCAUGAACAGGUCCAGGCAGAAGAUCCUGCUCGUCUUUGAUGGUGUGGACACCGUAGCGUCAGUUUCUCUCAACGCUCUCAUUCUUGGAGGGACUGACAACAUGUUUCGUAGAUAUGUAAGAUGACUGUAAAUCAGUAGAGGACGAGCUCUCUUCACAUGUCGUCCUCUUUAUGUAACAUUAGCUGUUGGUGUGCAGGAUUUCUCAGUGAGAGAGCUGCUGACUGACGGGGAUAACGUCCUGAAAGUCACCCUCUUUUCUCCGGUGGUUUACGCGUCUGAGCGGAGUGAAGCUCACUCUUCAUACACAGUUCCUCCAGAGUGUCCUCCAGACGUCCAGAAGGGGGAAUGUCACGUCAACUUCAUCAGGAAAGUAUGUUUGUGACGCCAUUUUAACCUGAAUAAUUAGACUCUAAACUAAGAUUUGUUUCUCUUUUAUUGUUUUAUUGAACAUUUUUUUGUAUUUUUAGAAGUUUUCUGCUUUUAUUUAAUCAUUUCUCCAUUUUUCUUCAUAUGCCGUCUGCUUUAGACGUGCCUUAAAAUGUCUUUUUCUGACAGAACAGAGUCUAAGUCUAAAAAAAACAAAUAAAAAUACAUUUAUUCAUGGGUGUUUCAUAUUAAUACUCUCUAGUCUACCAGGUCAGUGUCGCUUUUUCUGCACAAACUGCUUGAUGACAUGAGUUUCAGUCUCCUAAAUCCGUGUUUCCUGCGUUAAAAAGCUCUUAAAUCUGUCCGUUUCUGUGCAGGAGCAGAGCUCCUUCAGCUGGGACUGGGGGCCGUCCUUCCCAACGAUGGGACUGUGGAAAGAGGUUCGACUGGAGGGGUUCGACGUCAUCCAACUCAUCCAGGUUUCACCCGUUCCUCUUUACAGUAAGUUUCAGCUGAAGUACAAACUUGGUGUUGGUUAAAUACUGUCAACAAAACUUGUUAAUAGGAGCUCUGGUUUGAGCCAGCACCCCGCAUACAAAGGGGUGCCUGCUUUAAAACUUUACUAUGCUCAAAUAAAAGGAAAAAAAACAAAAUACUCUCUUUUAUUUCUAUUCUGCCACUUUCACUCUGUCUCCCCUCAAUUGAGGUUGAUCAACGUCUUUGUCUUCAUAGUUUUUGUUUUGAUAAUCUGUGUCUCUGAGUAGAUUCCAGCCUCUCUCAGUGGAUGCUCCAGGUUGAGCUCCUUGUCGAUGCCGUUCAGACGACGGACGGUAAUAUCACUCUCUCCAUACCUGAGCUGAACUCGGAGGAGACCUUCACUGUGCGGUUUCCAACAGGGAGGAGCGGAAUCAGCUUCACCUUGAAUAUCAACACGGUAGUUAUUUGUCCAGAAAUCAGAGAAACGUUGGAUCUUUAGCUGAGAUUUCUAGCAGAUUUAAAGUUUAGUGGGUAAAAAUCUUCAUUUUCCUUCAUUUUUUAUUCUCCUCUUUUUCUUUUAGAGCAGCGACGUGAAUCUGUGGUGGCCAAACGGACACGGUGACCGACCUUUUCACCUCCUCACCAUCAGUUGCCUCCAGGAUGAAUUCAUGAUCCUGAAUACAGAAACUAAGGUCAGACAUCAAACCUGUCAGCUUUCAGAACCUCCCUUUAUUUUAUUAUGUCUUUAAGUUCAUGAUAAAUGCAUGAGCUCCUGACCCUAACACUAUGUUUGACCUCUUGUACCUGCAGUCUGGUUUGUAGAUUCCUGAGCUGUGUCCGUGUUUUGACUAGCUAAUGUCUCCUGCAGGUGUAUUUUCGAACUGUAGAACUUGUCCAGGAGCCAAUCCCUGACUCCACCGGCUUGAGCUUUUAUUUCCGCAUCAAUGGGAAACCCAUUUUCCUCAAAGGCUCCAACUGGAUCCCGGCCCACUCCUUCCAGGACCGCGUCACCCCUGCUGUGUGAGUUGAUCUAAAAAGCUGCUUUAAUGUGGUUACACUCGCUGGAAUUCAAUUAAUUCCAACAAUGUUACUCUAGAGUUUCUGUUUUCUCCUCCUCGUCUCAGACUUGAUGAGAUCUUGUGUCAAACUCUGAGUUUACAGUGAAACUGAGGCCGCCUGCUGUGUGUGUUUGCUCUGCAGCUUAAGGAACUUGUUGCAGUCAGCUGUUGACGCGAACAUGAACGCCCUCAGAGUGUGGGGGGGAGGAGUUUACGAGCAGGAUCUCUUCUACAGCAUUUGUGACGAGAUGGGGAUCAUGGUAACAGCAUCAUCCUUCAGUACUCCCAUCACUGACUGUAUAUAAAGACGCACAGGCUGUCUGUAUGAAUCUUUUUGAUUCUGUAACAGUGACGAUGACUCAUGAACAGACCGCUGAACAGAUGGAGGCUCGAAGUGAUCAGAUAUGUGUGUCUGCAGGUUUGGCAGGACUUCAUGUUUGCCUGCGCCAUGUAUCCCACCGAGGACGACUUCAUCCAGACGGUGAGAGAGGAGGUCAUCCAGCAGGUAAACUCCGCUUUUGACUCAUGUUAGUUUCCUCUAUUAGUCCUGAAGGUGGCGUAUCAGGACACGAGAAAGUCAGGAUCUGGUUCUCAAAGGGAUUGUGCAGCUUUUGCACCUGCUGAACUAGACAAAGAGAUACUGUGGAGUAAAAUGCACAUUCACUGCAUAUGAUCAAGCCGAUCAGACAGACGACUGCCUGUUUGCACUGAAUAAACAUAGUUUAAAUGCUGGAUAUGGAUCAUUCUUAUACAUAAGAUAAGGGGAACUGAUAGAAACAACAAAUUUAACAUCUAAAAUCUUUAAAAAUUCUGACUUUUUUCUAAAAAUGUUACAAUUAAGUCAAAUCUGUGACCUCUGAUGAAGAAUUCUGACUUUAAUCUCAAAAAUCUGAGAAAAAAUAUCAACAUUUUUGCUCCUCAGGUCCAGCGUUUGAAGUCUCACCCUUCUAUUAUUGUCUGGAGCGGGAACAACGAAAACGAAGCAGCUCUGGCGACGAACUGGUUCAACAUCCCGUCAUCCCAGCGGCUCCUGUACCUGAAGGACUAUGUGACGCUGUAUGUGUACAACAUCAGAGCCAUCGUUCAAGAGGUGAGAGACUUGAUACGAAAUAAUAACCGAGUAUUUAAAGUAAUGAUUAAGAUCACAGUCGCCCCCUGGUGGCCGUUUAGUGCUUGUGCUCAGUGAGUUUGUCCACCUCUGAUUUACUAUGAAUACAUGUCACACCUCUUUAACUGAGAUUUUUUACCUGCAUUGUUAAUAUAAUCUUAUUUUUUAUCAAUUGUAACCUUUAUAUUUUGCUGAUUUUGCUAUGAUGGGCUUGUAUCGUGUUCAGGAGGACCAGAGUCGUCCGUUCCUCGUCUCUAGUCCCACAAACGGGGCUGAAUCGGAGCAGGAGGGAUGGGUGGCGGAGAACCCGUACGACCUCCGCUUCGGGGACACGCACUUCUACAGCUACACCUCCGACUGCUGGGAUUGGACGGCUUUCCCUCGAACACGUUUCGCCUCCGAAUACGGCUUCCAGUCCUGGCCGUCCUUCUCCACCCUGCAGGCUGUGUGAAAAAAAAAACAGAUUUCGUUGUGAUAAAAAAUUGCGAUAAAACAGAAAUGUCAUUCUCAAGUUUGGUUGGUGUUGUAAUUUGAGAUUGUAUUUAGUUGUAUGUCAUCUUUGUGGUGUUUCAGGUGUCUGUAGAAGAAGACUGGAACGUCACCAGUCAUUUCUUCUCCCACCGUCAGCAUCAUGAAGACGGGAACCAGCAGAUGUUGCAGCAGGCUGCUUUACAUUUCCACCUGCCGAACUCCACCGACCCUCUGAAGAGCUUCACAGACACUCUCUACCUCACUCAGGUAAAUUCUUAGAAAGAGGACUGAGGCUGUUCGAAAUAACGUCUAAUAAUUUUUUAUUUGGACUUUUUUGUUCAAGAAGGUGAUUUGGCAAAUAUUGAAACAGACGGUUACAGCGCUGAUUACAUUUAUAACUGAUUUCCAGGUCAUGCAGGCUCAGUGUGUGAAGGCUCAGACCGAGUUCUACCGGAGAAGUCAGAGUGAGAUCAUCGAGGGCGAAGGUCACACGAUGGGCGCCCUCUACUGGCAGCUGAAUGAUAUUUGGCAGGCACCUUCCUGGUCAUCGAUCGGUGCGUGGACUUACGUUAUCACCAACACUUCAGUAUUUAUGAUAGUGAUUUAAUCAAUAUCAGGUUGUCAGGAUAAGACUUGAGUAAAGCUGAAGUAUUUCUUUUAAACUUACAGACAUUUGUUUUGAUUAGACGUCAUUAUUACAAAAAUAAAAACCUCUAACUUCCUUGUUUGCGUCUGUGUUCACAGAGUUCGGUGGAAAAUGGAAAAUGCUGCAUUACUUUGCUCAGAACUUCUUCGCCCCCGUCCUGCCUGUCGGGUUUGAGGAUGGCGGCACGCUCUUCAUCUACGCCGUCUCGGACCUGAGUGACCUGAAGCUCCAGGCUGUGGUGUGUUUUUGGGAGUUAACUGUAUUUUUACGUUAUAUAUUUUUGUUUCUAUUGAGACAGCAGGAAGUAAAGGAUAAAUACGGGUUCAUACUGAAAUAUUAACGAGGGCAGAAGCUUCUUAUUGAAUCUGACUAUUUGUACUCUGUCAUGUCUUCUUAUUUCGUCUAUCAGAUGACCAUGUACUCGUGGUCAGAUCUGGAUCCAGUCUGCGCCCUGCAAUCAGAUCCACUCCUGGUUUCCGCGGGCAGCGCUGCGCUAAUUUACAAACAUAACGUUGAUGCCCUGCUGGCGGGAUGUGGGAACUGCACCCAAUUCACUUGCCUGCUCACCUUUCACCUGCAGGACAGCAGCGGGCAGCAGGGUCCCACCAACCAUCACUUCCUGUCCUCGCCUAAUGUCGCUGAUGGACUCCAGAGCCCCAACAUCACAGUGAGACGCUUAAUUUAUGGACGAAUAAACUAUUUAAUUUGUUUAAUUUUCACAUAUCAUGAAAACAGGUUUUACAUAUUCCUUUAAGCAAUUCUCAUUUUUUUCAGACGGUCAAAAAGUAUUUAGUAAUAAGUAAAAAUAAGUUAGAAAUAUGGAACUAUUUAAAUGGGUGAGACGAAAAACAAAUAGUGGUUCCCUUUAUCAAACAGCAGAGGGCGCCAAAUGUCCUCUACUUUUAUCUGCUGGGUAAAAUUACACUUGCGUUGGAGCUGGAGAUUUUAUCUGAAUCUUUUAUUUCCACACGAGACAAAACAAAAGUCAGAGUUUGUCAGAUUUUACUGUAUUUUACUGUAUAUUCAUGUCUGUGUGAUCAUUUUUGUUCCCUAUGAUGAUUAUUGUAGAUAAAAGCGGUUUUAUCUGUCUGUCUGAAAACCAUCCUAUGUGUUUCCCUCCAGGCCAAAGUCCAGCAGGAUGAGGCAGGAUACUCAGUGACCCUGAACACCGCUGCUGUCGCUCCUUUCGUCUGGCUCGACGUUGGGAAAAUCCCCGGACGCUUCAGCUCCAACGGCUUCCUGAUGGUCACCAGGAACAUGACGGUCAGUUUCACCGCGUGGCGUCCCACCAGCGUAGCCGAGCUCUCUGACUCCCUCACCGUCACCUCUUUAGGAGACAUUUACUGACCUGAGACCAGCUGGACCCGGUACCACCGUAUGUACUGUAGCCGUUUGGACGGGGAGAUGAAUAUUAUAGCUGCUGACGCACAUAUUUUCCAAACAGGUUUAGACGCCAAACAAAGAAGAAAGUUUCCAAGAAAUGCUGAGAGCAGAAAAGCCUCAGACAACAGUCAGACCAUUGUAGGAAACUAAACCUCCGCACAGAGCGACCCGCUGUUUUCAUUCAGUAGAGGGAAAACUUCGAGACACAACAGGCUGAGAAGUUUAAACUGGUUAUGAAAUUAAAACUCAUACCUCAUAUGAGCUUUUGAAGCAAACCAAACCAAACUUUAGGAACCUUUAGAUACAUUAUUUUCCACCGCUUGAGCAGCAAAUGUUUCCAUCUCUAUCCCCAGGCCUCUGAAACCCACCAGAACAGUGUUUAAAGCUGCUAAUUUUGCAUUAAAAGAAAAGUUACAUAUUUGUACGUAUUGCACUAAAUGUGAUCUUUGUGCAGUGUUCCUGUUUUUGCACAUCAAAAAAAAAAUGACACUUGAAUUUUGAAGUACUGUGACACUCUAUUGCACUGUCCACUUUCUGCUUUUUAUACUUCUUUGAUACGAGCUCGCUGUAAUUUGCCAACUUUGAAUAAAAAAUGAAUUUUUGAUGAA
Xyrichtys novacula (pearly razorfish) is the source of this 7819-nucleotide messenger RNA. Lineage: Eukaryota; Metazoa; Chordata; Actinopteri; Labriformes; Labridae. The record is from the annotation of a GenBank genome assembly.